GCGGCGCCGCGGGGCGGCGCGGCAGGUUAUUCAGCAAUAGUUAUGAACUCCCGUUUACGAGCCUUAGGUGGGAGGAUAAAUAACAUACGAGCAUCAGAACUACCAAAAGAGAAAACCCGAUCAGAGAUAAUCUGUAACGUCCACUUUUUGGAUGGCUCAGUACAAAGCUUCAAAGUCAACAAACAAGACACUGGACAGAUUUUGUUGGAUAUGACCUAUAACCAGUUGGGUGUGACAGAGAAGGAAUAUUUUGGUUUACAGCAAAAUGAAACUUCAGUAGAUUCACCUCGAUGGCUUGAACCAAACAAACCUAUUAGAAAACAGUUAAAAGGAGGUUUUCCCUGCACCCUUCGUUUUCGUGUAAGGUUUUUUAUACCUGAUCCUAACACACUUCAGCAAGAACAAACCAGGCACUUAUUCUUCCUGCAGUUGAAGACUGAUAUUGUGGAAGGAAGGUUGUCAUGCCCCAUUAAUUCUGCUGUUGUCCUGGCAUCAUAUGCAGUACAAUCACAACUUGGAGACUACAAUGCUUCAGUACAUCAUUCAGGAUAUCUGUCAAAUUACAACUUUAUACCAGAGCAGAACAAAGAUUUUCUUACCAAAGUAGAAUCGCUCCAUGAGCAACACAGUGGCCUCAAGCAAUCUGAAGCAGAGUCCUGCUACAUAAAUAUAGCACGAACACUUGAAUUCUAUGGAGUGGAAUUGCACAGUGGUAGAGAUCUCCAUAAUCUAGAUCUCAUGAUUGGGAUUGCAUCCGGUGGAAUUGCUGUAUAUAGAAAACUCAUCUGCACAAGCUUCUAUCCCUGGGUGAACAUAUUAAAAAUUUCCUUUAAAAGGAAAAAGUUUUUUAUACAACAACGGCAAAAACAUAAUGAAUCCAGAGAGCAUAUUGUUGCCUUCAACAUGUUAAAUUACAGAGCAUGCAAAAAUCUAUGGAAAUCUUGUGUAGAGCAUCACACAUUUUUUCAGGCAAAGAAGUCACUACCUCACGAAAAAAAGAUAUUGUCACAUUAUUGGACCCUGGGUUCUAGAAAUGCAGCAAAGUCUGUAAACAGCCAGUACUGCAGAAAAGUUAUAGGUGGGAUGGUUUGGAACCCAUCUAUGAGACGAUCUUUAUCUGUUGAGCAUCUAGAGACCAAAAGCCUUCCUUCUCGAUCACCUCCUGUUACCCCUAAUUGGCGGAGUCCUAGACUACGUCAUGAAAUUCGUAAACCACGACACUCAUCUGUAGAUAACCUUACAAACGAGAUUAGUUAUAUUACUGAAACGGAGGACGUUUUUUAUACAUAUAAGGGCUCUCCAACAUCAAAGGACAGUGACUCAGAGUUCUCUCAGAACCGUAGUCCACAGAGGAGGAAUGUAUUAGGAAACAGUCCAGCGCAGAGUUCUCUGACCCGUAUCUCACCUAAAGCCUUGGCUCAGUCUCCCAAUGGAGUUGGUAACGUUUCUGGCUCUUACCCGUUGGAAGGGGUGGAUAAACAGUUCUUGGAAACAUAUGACAACGUUACAAAAAGUAGCUCAACGGAAGAUUCCAGUCAGUACUACUGCGAUAAGAAUGACCUAAUUGAGGGAGAUUUACUUUUGGUGCGUAUCAUACCAGAUGAAGACGGGAAGUUUGGAUUUAAUCUAAAGGGUGGUGUGGAUCAAAAAAUGCCAUUAGUGGUAUCAAGAAUAACUCCAGGAUCACCUGCUGAUAAAUGCAUUCCAAAACUGAACGAAGGUGAUCAGAUAGUAUUAAUUAAUGGCCGAGAUAUCUCAGAGCACACGCAUGACCAGGUGGUCAUGUUCAUAAAAGCCAGCAGAGAAUCUCACACGAGAGAGCUUGCACUUUUGGUCAGGCGGAAAGUAGUUAAACAGUUUGUGGAGCCUAAAUCAGAAGAUGAAGCUGAUUCCCACAAUCUCCCAGAACCUCUUCUUGCUAUCUCUUCCGAAUAUGGUGGUGAUACACUGGAGGAGUCUAUGGAGCAGCUAAGAGGAGGGCUGGAAAGUGGGACUGUCCUUAUUCAGUUUGAGCAACUUUAUAGAAAGAAACCAGGGUUGGCUGUUACAUGUGCAAAGGUACCUCAGAAUAUGGACAAGAAUAGAUACAAAGAUGUUCUGCCUUAUGAUGCCACAAGGAUAAUAUUGCAAGGAGAUGAAGAUUACAUUAAUGCAAAUUACGUGAAUAUGGAAAUUCCUUCUGUGGGCAUUGUGAACAGGUACAUUGCUACUCAGGGUCCUCUUCCACACACAUGUGCACACUUCUGGCAAGUAGUCUGGGAUCACAAGUUGUCACUGAUCAUCAUGUUAACAACUCUCACUGAACGAGGACGGACCAAAUGUCAUCAGUAUUGGCCUGAUCCACCAGAUGUAAUGGAAUAUGGCAACUUUCGUGUCAGAUGCCACUCUGAAGAUUGUACGAUUGCUUAUGUUGUUAGAGAAAUGGUGAUUACAAAUGUUGAGACAGAACAACAACACACCGUCACCCAUCUCCAGUACGUUGCUUGGCCUGAUCAUGGUGUUCCUGAUGACUCCAUGGACUUCUUGGAGUUUGUGACCUGUAUGAGGCCAAAGAGAGUAGAGAAUGAGCCGGUCCUUGUUCACUGCAGCGCUGGAAUCGGUCGCACUGGUGUAUUGGUCACUAUGGAAACAGCCAUGUGCUUAAUUGAAAGAAACCAACCUGUUUAUCCACUGGAUAUUGUACGAAAAAUGAGAGACCAACGAGCUAUGAUGGUGCAAACAUCAAGUCAAUACAAAUUUGUUUGUGAAGCUAUUCUUCGUGUUUACAAAGAAGGAUUAGUUCGACCACUGGAUUCCAGUUAGCACAGCAGUGAAGGAUGAAUUCUUUUUUUCCCCUAAAAAGACUUUUCUUUAAAGCAAGGGUUUGUUUCUGAAGGCAACUAGAAUGGACUAGAAGCCCGUGAAAAGACAGAUGAGCACAUUUGAACUGUGGCACUUUAAAUUUCUCAAGAAGAUUGCUAAAUCAUGUACAGUGUAACAAAGUCAUGUAGAUAAAUAUACGACAGCAAUUGUGUGUAAUAUGCUUUAUUCACAUAGACAACCAUAAACAAUCAUGGAAACCUUAAUACAUAUCUUUACUGCCUUAAAACACGCUUCACUUUGGAAGUUACAAAGGACCUUGUGUUUCCUUUGAAAUAGCAAAAAGAAAACUCAUAGUAUUGAAAUGAUUCAGCUUAAGAAGGUAUUUAAUAUCUUUGUAUUGUAUGAAAGUUCAUUGAAGGUGAAUAUUUGUAACUUUCUCGUUGGGACACUAAAUAUUCAUGGAAACGUAACCUUGACUUCUAAAAGGCUGAUGAAGAGCUUUAAAGACUAAUGCAUAACUACUGUAUAUUAAGAGCUGAAGAAAUUAAGUAUUCAGUUACCAUAAAUCUAUUAGUAAGUAUGCCAGCUGUUAUAAUAUGCUUCUUAGAAAUCACAUCUACUGUAUGUGAUGUGCAAAAUAAUGCUGCAUUUAAGCAUUUAUGCAGAUGGUACAAUCUACAUCUUCUGUUGAUCAAUUUUAAUUGCAACUUGCCCUUUUAACAGUGACCUACUUCUUACAGUUUUAGUUAUUGUACUCCUUUUCUGUUUCUGCUGUCCAUCUCCUUUAUACUUGUU
This is a messenger RNA of Gymnogyps californianus (California condor), 3597 nucleotides long. It is a transcript of the gene PTPN3, whose product is annotated as protein tyrosine phosphatase non-receptor type 3. The record is from RefSeq and is a predicted model, not a curated record. The transcript is spliced from 26 exons. Gene Ontology annotation, biological process: protein dephosphorylation. Gene Ontology annotation, molecular function: protein tyrosine phosphatase activity; cytoskeletal protein binding. Bases 43 to 2802 code for a protein of 919 amino acids. Lineage: Eukaryota; Metazoa; Chordata; Aves; Accipitriformes; Cathartidae. Gene Ontology annotation, cellular component: cytoplasmic side of plasma membrane; cytoskeleton; cytoplasm.